Molecule: messenger RNA, 1758 nt
Organism: Prunus armeniaca (apricot)
Lineage: Eukaryota; Viridiplantae; Streptophyta; Magnoliopsida; Rosales; Rosaceae
Source: the annotation of a GenBank genome assembly
AUGAUGAAGCACACAAUUAUCUUGAUCAUUCUUGCAUCUUUGUGGACUUGUUAUGAUGCAAUAGACACACUGAAACCAGGGGACACUCUCAAUUCCACAAGUUCCUUGGUAUCAGCAUUAGGCAAGUUCACUUUGAAUUUCAUUACAAAACCUGUCGGCAAUUCGGAAAUGAGCUUUCUUGCUAUCCUGCGCAUCAAAACUGAAGCAAACAAAGCAUGGAUUGCGAACCCACACUCACCUGUUUUAUCCUCUUCAUCCCCACUUCUUACCUUGGACUUCAAUAACACAUUGAAAAUUACUCACCGAAAUGGACACCCUUUUAUCCUUUCUGCUCCAAACACUACUAGUAUUACUAGUGUUGUGGCUACCCUUUUGGAUUCCGGCAAUUUUGUCCUUCAAGAAGUGAGCCCUGUCAAUGGAUCCACGAUCCAAAUCUUGUGGCAAAGUUUUGAUUAUCCAAUGGACACAUUUUUACCAGGCAUGAAAUUGGGUGUUGACCAUAUAAAUGAGCACGUUUGGUCUCUUUUAUCAUGGGGGUCUAGCGACAACCCUGUGUUGUCGGGGCCUUUCAGCCUUGAUUGGGAUACCAAUGCACACCAAUUGAAAAUUAAGAAAAGUGGGGUUAUUUUUUGGACUUGCGGGGUCUUUGCAGAGGGGAGAUUCGAAUAUAUUAAGCAGAGGUACAAUUUUAGCAUCGUUUCAAAUCAAAACGAAGACUACCUCACUUAUACUAGUCUAGAUGAUCCAAAUGAUCCUGAGCCAGAAUGGGUGCUAUACACCAGAGGUGCACUUUAUGAGUAUGGUGCCCAAGUUGAUAUUAUACGAGCACAAAACUGUGAUGGCUAUAACACUGUCGGAGGGUGUGUGAGAAGGGACCGCCCAAGCGAUUGUGUUGGGAAAUUAGGUGAUGAUUUUGAGAUUAAAAAAGGUAACUUCACGAUCAUCAAUUCUGCUAAUGCUUCGAGACCUGCGAACUGGAUUGGUACUGGUAGCGAAGAUUGUAAAGUUACUUGUUGGCAAAACUGUGACUGCCUUGGAUUCGACUUUCCAUUUGGAAAUCAGACUACUGGUGCAGGAUGCCGAUUUUGGAGUGUGGACUGUGCAUUCAUUGAAGACCUCAGUACUGCAACUCAUAGUUUUGUUGUGCCAAACUCAGUAACGCUGCCACCAAAAUCACCAGAUUCACCACCUCGCGGAAAGAUUAAUGCAACGCAUAAGGGGUUAUGGAUUGGCACUUCUAUUGCCGCUCUACUGGUAAUUGGGUUUUGCAUAUUGUGCUAUCGACUAAGAGGAACAAAAUUUAUGCUUUCAGCAGGCAAGAACGGGACAAAGAUUCAGAAAAUAUUGCUUAAGUUCAUGAAAUCUGAAAGACCUACUGAUCAUGUUAUUGCGAUUGAAAAUGAUCAUGGAAAUAUUAGACACCCUGAUUUAAGCGUAUUUACCUAUGAAUCUGUCUUGGCUGCCACAAGCAACUUCUCUGAAGCAAACAAGCUCGGCCAAGGGGGCUUUGGUCCUGUUUAUAAGGGGAAAUUGGCAACAGGACGAGAAGUAGCUGUGAAGAGGCUUUCAAAAUGUUCAGGACAAGGCACGGUGGAGUUUAAGAAUGAAUUGAUACUCAUAUAUGAACUCCAACAUACGAACCUUGUUCAGCUAUUUGGAUUUUGCAUUCACGAAGAAGAGAAGAUGUUGAUAUAUGAGUACAUGCAGAACAAAAGCUUGGACUACUUUUUGUUUGGUUGGGAACUCAAGCUACUUUAA